This is a messenger RNA of Menidia menidia (Atlantic silverside), 2383 nucleotides long. Lineage: Eukaryota; Metazoa; Chordata; Actinopteri; Atheriniformes; Atherinopsidae. The record is from the annotation of a GenBank genome assembly.
UCUGCUCCCCCCACGCUGUCCUGAUUUCCUCCUCACGCUUCUGGAGAGGCAUCAAUCAACUCAGCCCCUUGUUCAAUGCGUCACGUGGAACGCGCCAAUCACCGGGCUCGUCCACAAAAACCCAGAGCCGUCUGCCUGAUGCGCUGCCAGCAGAAACGUAGAGUCGCGUAAUUGGCUGCGCGGAGGUUCUGCGAAAUGCCUCUCCGGCUGAAAUGACUCCCCCCGCUGCACUGAACUCUCUCAUCCCGCACCACUGCAAGUAGAGAGCGAACUUUUGUCACUCUUUUUAAGUUUGCAAGUUUUUUUUAACUCCCCCUUUCUUUUUUAAAAGUUGUGAACAUGUUUGGCCCACUGCUGUUGUGCGUAAUGGUUGCCUUCGCGUCGAUGCCCGCGGGUGCGCAAGUCUCCAGCAGGUAUGUCGUCGGCUGUCCAUCUCGGUGUGACAAGUCGAUGUGUCCGCGUUUGCCCACGGACUGCCCGGCGGGACAGGCCCUCGACGCCUGCCACUGCUGCCCGGCGUGCGCGUCCGGGGAGGGGGAGGCCUGCGGGGGCAGCGGGAAGCUCGGGGACCCGGUGUGCGGCGAGGGGCUGGAGUGCUCGGUCCCCGGCGGGGUGGCGUACACCGCCACGGUGAGGAGACGGAGCAAGACCGGGGUCUGCGUGUGCAAAUCCACCGAUCCGGUUUGCGGCAGCGACGGGGUGUCCUACCGGAAUAUCUGCGAGCUGAAGAGGGUGAGCCGGCGGGCGCAGAAGCUGCAGCAGCCACCUGUCCUCUUCAUUCAGCGGGGAGCCUGCGGGAAAGCUCAGGACAAUCCAGACAGUCCGAGGCACAAGUACAACUUCAUCGCCGACGUGGUGGAGAGAAUUGCACCGUCUGUGGUUCACAUUGAACUUUUCCGCAAGAUGACUUAUUCCAAGCGCGAGGUGGCUGUGGCCAGUGGUUCUGGUUUCGUUGUGUCAGAGGACGGCCAGAUUGUGACCAAUGCCCAUGUUGUGGCCAAUAAACACCGGGUUAAAGUGGAGCUGAAGAGCGGGGCCUCCUACGACGCCAAAAUCAAAGACGUGGAUGAGAAGUCGGACAUCGCUCUCAUCAAGAUUGAUGCACCGACUAAGCUCCCCGUACUGUUGUUGGGCCGCUCAUCUGACCUGAGACCAGGGGAGUUUGUGGUUGCUAUUGGUAGCCCCUUUUCCCUUCAGAAUACAGUGACUACAGGAAUUGUCAGCACCACUCAGAGAGGAGGCAGAGAACUGGGCCUUCGCAACUCUGACAUGGACUACAUUCAAACUGAUGCCAUCAUUAAUUAUGGCAACUCCGGAGGUCCACUGGUAAAUCUGGAUGGUGAGGUGAUCGGGAUCAACACUUUGAAAGUUACAGCUGGCAUAUCCUUUGCAAUCCCCUCAGACAAGAUCCGACAGUUUUUGGCCGAGUCCUAUGACAGGCAGUCCAGAGGAAGAACCGAUGCCAAGAAGAAGUACAUUGGUGUGAGAAUGAUGACCCUCACUGCAUCGCUAGCCAAAGAGCUGAAAACCCGACACCGUGACUUCCCUGACAUCACCUCGGGAGCUUAUGUUAUGGAGGUCAUUGCAAAGACACCAGCUGCAAUUGGUGGACUCAAAGAACAUGAUGUAAUCAUCUCCAUCAAUGGCCAAAGGAUUUCAUCAGCAACUGACGUCAGCGCCGCCAUCAAGAGAGAUAGCACCUUGAGAAUAGUAGUGCGCCGUGGCAACGAGGACGCCAUCCUCACCGUUGUUCCCAUGGAGAUUGACCCUUGACCUUCCAGAAAUCAUACCGCGGGAGCUGGAGUUGGUUAAACUUGUCACCAGUGGACCUUAUAUGGAGAGGGCUUCUAUUGAAAAAGGUUCUCCCUGUUGCCAGAGGCCCAGUGGCACCACACACCCAGGAAAAUUCUGGCUUUGCCUUGAAAGGAACGACUGUGCAGAUGCUCAAAAAAGCAAUGCUGUACUUUAUUUUUCUGCGUGUGCCUCAAUUUUUAGCCUUUAAUGCUUUGAUCAAUGCUACUACUGUUUGGUCACAAACUUAAUAAUUUUGUUAUUGUUUUUAUCUGCUUUUUCAUCUUUUUAAUAUGGACUUUUGCUCAUUCAGGUCUCAGUCAGGUUGCAAUUUUAAGCAACUCAGAGGCUAAGUGAGCAAAUCUGAUCUGUAUAAUUGUUGUUUUUUUAAGCUAAUUUUUUCCAAGUACUGUAGAAUGUUUUUGACUAUGUGAUGUAUACUACGAAGAAAAUAAACGGUUUACUUACAAUUCUUUUGAAAGUUUACUUUGCUGGCUUUUUCCAGUUCUUUCCAUCUUUAAAUUUUUUUAUUCAGUUUAUGACUUUCCCAUUCACGCACACAAGCUUGGGUGACCAGGACAUUUCAUUCUUC